Messenger RNA from Monodelphis domestica (gray short-tailed opossum), 5584 nucleotides. NCBI's taxonomy places the organism in Eukaryota, Metazoa, Chordata, Mammalia, Didelphimorphia, Didelphidae. The record is from RefSeq and is a predicted model, not a curated record.
GGCGUUUGGAUUCUAUUUCCCAGGGUGCCUUGAGGGAGCGGUGCCAGGCCAAGAGUGGAGGUGAGGUGGUAACUUUGGAACUGAGUGCCGCCUGGGGGUGGGAGACAAGAUGUCCCGAUGACCGUGGUGACCCUAUCCCGCCUUCUGGUGCCCAGCAGAAUUCUCAGCCCGGAAGCCAAUGGAGCUGUGAUGUCAUCGAUGUGGGUAGUCCCUCCAGCCGGGCAGAUAGCCACCCCUCUACACCUCAUGCAAUUCUAGUCCAAAAAAUUAUUCUCCCAGCGACCCAGAGGCUUUCCUCUUAAGCCUUUUUGCAAGUCAAGCUGCCUAUCUCUUAUUCUGAGUUGUUGAAAUAAGGAAUAAAUGAAUGAAUAAAUAAUUAAGGCAGACAGACCAAUUCCUAAAGAUACACAGAUGACCCCAAGCAGCCAAGUCUGAUGGGAGAAGAGAUGUGGAUGGUCUCAGACAAAAGAUAAUGAAAUAUACUUCCCUCUACUCAACAUAGAGGAAGGUUCAAUCAGGAGGGAAGGAGGGUAUCCCCUCCCCUUCCAGGAAUCACUAAUGUAAAUCCAAAAAGUCAUCAGCAAAAUGUAUUUUUAAGGGAGAUAUAAAGAAUUGCUAAAGUUAUCAUCUCAUCCUCAUGCUCAAGGCUUUCACACAGGGAGGCCACAGAAAUAACGUUCAAAAAAGGAUAUGGUCUCUGAUACCAGACAUCCUCCCCCUUGUAGGGGGAUUAAACAUAAUAUGGGCACAGACCUAACCAGAUGAACUGUGUAAAGACCCUGUUGACAGGAGUCCGAGGAUCCCUAAAAUGGCAAGAAAAUAAAAUCAGUUACCAAAAUAUAUACAUAUAUGUCCAACAUUAGCCAUGUCACAAAAAAAAGAAAAAGUUUCAACCUGCACUCCACUUUCAUCAGAUUACUAUCUGGAGGCCACAAAAAUGAAGAAAGGCCUGAAAAGUUCAAUUGAUGAUGUGCUUGGUGACCUCUUGGAUGACACCAUGCCACCUGAAAAGCCUCUCCAACCAGCUGCAAAUCCCAGCCUAGGAUCAUCUCAAGGCUUUCCUUCAAGGGCCAGAAAAAAGUCCAUUAUAGAAGAUGACUUCUUCAGCACCAUGGCAGCCCAGGCAGGUGCAGAUGCUGAGUUUUCUGAUAUCUCAGAUGCAGACCCACAGGCUUUGCUACAGUCUCUGAAGGAUAUGGAUGACAUGGAUGCUGACCUCUUAGGCUUGAAGAAAUCUAGUCAAGCCAGUAAUAAAACAGCUGCAAAAGAGGAGUUUCCUGGUGACUUCUCUAGACCUACAGGAAAACCAAUAGCCAAUGAGAAAGAAGAUACUACUAAGAAGCCUGUGCCUUCCACUGGGAGCACUGGACGCCCAUACAAGAAGUUUUCCUUUGAUGAUUUAGAGGACCCUUUGGCAGGACUUCUGUCUGAUGAAGAGGAAGGAAUUGCUAAGAAGCCACCUAUGAAAGAGACUAAAACAGUUCCUGAAAAGAAUCCUACCAUAGUUAAAAAUCAAGCUCCUGUUGACACCCCUGUCCUAAAGAAGGAGGAAUUGAAGUUUGAUGAUGGGGAUGACUUCAUGGCCACCCUUGGGUUUGGAGACAGUCCUAUGGCAGAGCGGAAGCAUGAAAAGGGAGACCAGGAUGGCCCCCGCCCUGCUCGCUCUAAACUGGAUGAGCUGCUGGGACGAGGGACUGCCUCCAAGCUCCUGGAGCGACCAGGCACUGGGGAGCUCCGGGAGUUCAGGUUGGAUAAGAAGUACCAGAAGCAGCCUGAUAAAGAAGACCCCUGGGGAGAUGAUGACUUUGCCUUUGGGGCCUACCAGCCCACAGUGGUCUCCUCUGAGAGCCGACAGUCCCGUAGGCAGUCUGUCAGCAGAUUCUCAGCGGAGAGUCUCACCAAUCCUAAGGGAGAGCAGUGCUCCAAACAAAGUACACCUAUCACAGCCAGCCCCGCUCAUACUGCAAAGGGAGGAGCUGACUGGUUGGGCCUCAAGGAUGAAGACUUUGACCUGCUCCCUCCAUCUCCUACCAAAGAUUCCAGCAAGGUUGGCUCAGCAAUGGCUAUACCUUCAGGAUAUAAUCCUCCAGCCCGGCACUCUGCUCCAGCCAGACUGCCCGUGUCAGGGAUGAAGGCACCUCCCAAUGCUACAGCUGACCUUCACAAACCCAGCCUGGCUCCUAAUCUGGAAACAUCAGAGGAAAACAAAGAGGAUGAUUGGCUAAGCCAUGCCUUGUCUCGGAAAAAAUCUCAGAAUUUAGCUAAAGAAGAACAGCCUGGGACUUCUAAAGGUCUGAGUCCCUCUGAAACAUCAGAUCUUCCCUUGGUCAGCCAACCUCUUGCCAGUACCCAAAGGCCUGAGCAAACAGCUGCCAGAAGAACCCCAGGGACAGCACAAGAAGCUGAACCUGCACGCCUCAAAGGCAAUGGAGUUCCUCAGACUGAUGCCCACUCCUGGACACCAGCUGCCCCUGUACUUCCUGCAGUUGAAACAAAAAGAGACACUUUUCCUGGAGAAGUUCCCAGUACUGCUUGUUUCCGGAGAUCCCAAGAAUUAACAGGGACUUCCAUGCCUCUGCAGGGCCUUUUCCCAGAAAGCCUAGCCCUGAGUUUGCUCCCAGGAGGAGAGUAUCAGAAGAGGAUCCUGGCUGCACAGGCCCAGCUACAAUGUGGCACAGCAGAACUCCACGAGGAGCUAUUAAAAAGUCAGGCCCGACAGGCAGAGCUGGAGACCCAGGUUCGGAAGCUAGAACUAGAGAGAACUCAGCAACAUAUCCUGCUGGAGAGUUUGCAGCAGCGGCACCAGGCAGACUUGGAGCUUAUUGAGAAUGCACACAGGAGCAGGAUCAAGGUGCUAGAGACAUCAUACCAGCAGCGGGAAGAGCGACUGCAGAGGGAAAAUGAGGAUCUUACAGCUCAGUAUCUGUCUCACUGCCAGGAGGCAGAGCAUGCCAGAGCUGAGCUCCUGGCACAACACCAGCGUCGUCUUGCUGCUGCCGAGCAAGAGAAGGAUCAGGAGAUUGAGAGGCUCCAGAAUUUACAGCGGGCAUCCAUUCUAGAGAUACGUAAAGACCAUGAGGAGCAGCUACAGAGAUUGAAGCGGCUGAAGGACCGAGAAAUUGAUGCUGUUACCAGUGCUACCUCUCAUACCCGGUCCCUCAAUGGGGUCAUUGAGCAAAUGGAGAAGUUUUCCUGUAGCCUUAAUGAGCUUUCAUCCCGGGUGGAAGCCACUCACCUUACCAACUCCCAGGAACUAGAGAUGGGAGCCCGUCAGCGUGAUAAGCAGCUCCAAGCCCUUCAGGAAAGGUUGACUCUGCAGCAGCGGGACAUGGAGGAUGAGAGGAACAGGCUACAUGAGAUCAUUGGAAAGAUGGAGGCCCGACUAAGUGAACAGAGCCGUCUCCUAGAGCAGGAACGCUGGAGAGUGAGUGCUGAGCAGUCCAAAGCAGAGUCCACACAACGUUCACUGGAGGAGCAGAGGAGGGUCAUGAACCAGCAGCUCAGCAUGGAGAGGGAGGAGUUGGAGAGGGCCAAGAGUGCUUUACUGGAGGAGCAGAAAUCAAUCAUGCAUAAGUGUGCAGAGGAGGGGCGGCGGCUGGCCACAGAGUGGGCCGAUUUCCAUGCCCAACAAAAGCUAAGUAAAGAGCGGGCAGAGCGUGAGGCUGAGCGCAUGCUGCAGGUGGACUCAAAGAGGGAAGGGACCAUCGUCAGUCUGGCCAAGGAACAAGCGGAGCUGAAAAUCAGAGCAAAUGAGCUACGACUCCGGGAGGAACAGUUGGCAGGAGAGCAGGAGACUCUGGAGCGUGAGAGGCAAGAACUGAGGCUGGAGAAAGAGAAGAUCAACGCGGCUGCCCUGCGCAUCAAACUCCGGGCUGAGGAACUGGAGAACAUGAGCAAGGUGGCCUCUCAGAAGUAUGAGGAGGGAGAGCGGACACUUCUAGAGGCUCACAAGCUGCAAUCAGAGCACCAGGCUCGGCUCCAGCUUGUGCAGCAACAGCAGGAACGACUCCGACAGCAAGAACAGCAACUGCAUCAGGAGCAUCUGAAUUUGGCUCAAAAGAGACGGCAGCUGGAUCAUCUUCACCUGAAUCUUCCCUCUCCUGUUAUGGGGCUAGACCGUGGGAUCCAAGUCCUUAAUUCUUCCAGCCUGAAUCCUGUCCCCUCUUCUGCUGUUGCCAUUUCCCGACACAGCCAGCCUCCAGCAAGCCUGGGCCCUUCCCAUUUACAUGCCAAACUGGUGCUGCUGAAACACAUGGCUGAGAAGGACCGGGACUUUUUAGAGGAUGAGAAAUUCUUCUUGGAGACACUGAAAAAGACUUCCUACAGCAUGACACCUCAUACAGCCUGAGUGCCACUCUGGCCUUUCAGCUGGGAGAGCUCAGAUGCUAGAAUCCUCACCUACUACGCUCUGCCAGCUUGUCUACUAAUUUUCAUCUCAUAACAUCAGCAGAGACGGCACCACCACAAACCAUGCUGGGCUCCUCCCGUUGCCUCUGAGGCACCCUUCGGACUACUUACACCCAUUUGUCCCAAGUGAAAACGUGUUCCUGAUCACCUCAUUCAUUGUUCGUUAUCCAGGCAUAGCAUCUGCUUCAAUGAGGGAAGAAGAGCAGAGAAUAGUUUUCUUCGUUGCUGGCCAGAUCUUGGCCAGCCUCCACUCUUGCCAGAGCCAUGUCCUGCCUCUGGGCUAGAACAGGGUAAAUAUUUCUUUAUCACACAACAACACAAAACACAUUAGGGGGUUCAGGAAGUAGAACCCUCAGUAAAUUUCCAUUUAAGGUCCCUCAGAUACCAUCUGACUGACUGAGAAUAUCAGCCCAUACCCAGCUUGGGGAAAUUGGUGCUAAUAUAAAGGCUCAGAAUCCUAAUGCUCCCAUGUAGUAAGAGUCUCCCAAAAUGACUUGGGUUGGGCUCUAAACAAAAUCUUCAGACAGGGCUGGUUUUUCCCAGGGAAGUAGCCAAUAGAGCCUUGUACCUCAGAGAACUGAGGAACAGCUAACAGUUGAUACAAGGUAUCCUGCCUGAUAGGAAACAAGAUCCUCCCCCAAAUCUUUUAGACACCUGGCACUGGGGUGGGUUGGAGCAGGCAGGAUGGAACCAGGCUGACCUUUUCUGUAUGAUUUCUCCUGGAAUUUAAGUGAACUCCUGAUUUGCCCAACCACUCGUGCACACAAGCCCAUUCAUUCUCUUUGUUCCCUAACUCUGACCAUCUAAUUGGCUCACUCAGCUUGAGCACUUAGUCCUGCAGCUUGUUCAUCAGAUUCUUACAUAUGUGCUGGGGGGACCAGGGAGCUAGGAAAGGAAUGCUGCCCAUUGUGUCACCUCUUAUGGAGCCAAGGCCAUGGGGAAAAUGAAGACAGCCAGCACCAGAUGUCAGCUUCAUUCUGCUUCAGCUUCAGAGAGCAGCUAAUGGGAUCUAUUAUGUCCAGCCUUCUUUUGCCUUUUCAAUUUUAUAGCAUGUGGAUGAUGUGCCAAGACUGGCCAGGAAGAUGGUAGGGGAAAGGGAGGACUGGGGUAUCAGUAAUUGUUCCCUGAGGAACCAAGUUCAAUAUAGCUCUUCAAAUAAAAUCUCAAUUCUAUUCUA